CAUUGAGAACCGGAGCUGUGCAUGUGCUGUGUAUGUACUAAGUGACCAGAAAAUUGGACUUUUCAGCCUGCUUUUUUAUCUUCUAAAACCACGCUAAAAGCUAGCUCUAAUAACUCUAAGAGCUGUAAGCUUUCAUUGAUGGGGAAACCAACCUGCAAUCUCGGUUAAAAAAUAGUUCUACCUGUGUGCUUAUCUGCCCUGCGGCACCCUGACCGGCUUUCGAGAAUUCACGGCUUCAUCCUCAUAAAAUCUCCGCGAAACAGAGCGAUGCAACUUCUCCAAUGGAUUGAGGAACACAGAUCAAAACUGAAAGCUUCAAACUUCAGUUCUUUCAUCUAGCUAGGUUCGAAGUCUGUGUUUGCCCAAAGUGAAGUGAUUUGGUGGGGAGAAUCCAAGGAAAUAAAAAUAUUUAAUGCCCAUUAACUUCAGUUAGAGCAAUUGGUAUUAAAAAAAAAUCAAAUUGAUGUCACAACAUAAUGAUGCCCAGUACACCUAGGUGAUGGUAACGUGACCUGCUGGCGAAUUGGGUUUUAAUUCUGGUGGAUUUGUGGAUUUUAAUUUUUUUUUUUUCUGUGCUAAUAUUAGGGUGAAUAAGAUGAGAUUUUAAUUUCUUUUUGCUUUAAAGUGUUCAGUUGUGCUGGAAGACCAGAAAUUCCCAGUGCUGUUUGUCAUUACUACAGGAACUUAGAAGGAUCGCUACCAAAUCUUACAUUUAAGUAGUUUAAGUGUUGAAAUUCAACUAUUUAUUCAGGUUGUAACUUCAGUGACUCAUUUAACUGUUUUGUUUCAAGUGGCCUGAAGAUGCUUUUUCCCUGCUAAUGCCCUGCUCCCGCCAGCAGCCUCAUCGGAGCAGCACUGGCAGGCAGAGCGCUGCCUGCGCCUCUGCCCUUCCCCUUCCCGGCUACGGCUCGAGCGAGAGGCCUGAAUGGAUCGCGAGCCAUCCACAAGUUAAAUUUCAGGACUGUUUUUUAGAGCUGGACACGUUCCAUUCUUCAUUCCAAACAAAGCUGAAGCCAGGAAUCACUUUUUCAUGUGUUUCUUCUGUGGCUGCUCACGUCGAUGCCUUGUCCCGACCUCGCUCCUUCCAGAGACGCAGGAGGAACGGUGGAGGUGAUUGAGCUCACUUUGAGCGCAUCUGUCCAUAUGAAGCACUUGUGUAAUACGAAAUUCAUAAAGCUCCAAACCAUCAACUGGAUUAGCUAAGAGGAGAGCGGGGCGAGAGCUGAGCAGGUCUCUCUUUGUUGGGAACCUGCAAAGCAGCUUCUGAAUCGAUCCUGCAGCCGCAGGUCAAGCUCGGAUGGAUUGCCACCCAUCUAAACCUGAGGGAUUUCUAGCCAGCGAUGGCAAAGGGCAGGACAGCAGCUUUGAGGUCCUUCUCGACACGUGGGACUCGUGCUGUGGGGCUCCAGCACCGGCCGUUGAUGAGUAGUGCGGGGAAAAAUUGGCUCCUGGGGACCAGCUUCGUGCUGGGGGAUCCGUCGGGCUUUGGAAGCGAUGCAGGUGGGGGAGCAGCUGAGAGGAGGAGAAAGGUAUGGCUUUGUUGAGUUUGAUGAUCUGCGAGACGCAGAUGAUGCUGUUUAUGAGCUAAAUGGUAAAGAUCUUUGUGGGGAGAGAGUGAUCGUUGAGCAUGCCAGAGGCCCACGUCGUGACAGCAGUUACGGUUCUGGACGCAGUGGAUAUGGUUAUAGAAGAAGCGGAAGAGAUAAGUACGGUCCUCCUACCCGUACAGAAUACAGAUUGAUUGUGGAAAAUUUGUCAAGCCGCUGCAGUUGGCAAGAUCUUAAGGAUUAUAUGCGUCAGGCAGGGGAAGUGACAUAUGCAGAUGCACACAAAGGAAGGAAAAAUGAAGGUGUGAUUGAGUUCAAAUCCUAUUCUGACAUGAAAAGAGCCCUUGAAAAGCUGGACGGGACAGAAGUAAAUGGCAGAAAGAUUAGAUUAGUGGAAGACAGACCUGGAUCAAGACGGCGCCGCUCUUACUCCAGAAGCCGAAGCCAUUCAAGGUCUCGCUCUCGAAGCAGACAUUCUCAUAAGAGCAGGAGCCGCAGUGCCAGUAGUAGUCGCUCCAAGAGUAGAUCAAGAUCCAGGUCUGUGUCCCGUUCCAGAAGCAAGAGCCGUAGUCGAAGCAAGAGCCGUAGCAGAGGCCAAAAAGAGAAAAGCAGGACUCCAAGUAAAGAGGAUAAAAGUAGGAGCCGCAGCAGGAGUGCUGAGAAAUCCCGAAACAAAAGUAAAGAUAAAUCUGAGGGCACUCUCCAUAACAGUGAUGAGAAAGCAAAGAGCAGGAGCUGCAGCAAGGAAAAGAGUAGGAGCAGGAGUGGGAGUAAGGACAGGGGAGAGACGAGGGAGAGCAUGAGGAGUAGGAGCAAGGAGAAGAGUAGAAGCAAAGACAGGGAGAAGAGCAUUAGCAAGGCUAGAAGCAGGAGCAAGAGCAGGGAUGACAGUAGGAGCAGGAGCCACAGUAAGGAUAAAAGGAAAAGUAGAAAGAGAAGCAGGGAUGAGAGCAGAAGUAGAAGCAGGAGUCGCAGCAAGAGUGAGAAAAGCAAGAAGCGCAGCAAGCGAGACAGCAAACCGAGUAGCAAGAAGAAAAGGAAGGACAGCCAUGAGCGGUCCAGGUCAGCCUCCAAAGAAAAGGAGCAUCUAAAAUCAGAUUCUGAGAAAAAGGAGGCAAAAGGUGAGGGUGAGGAUGCAGCCGCACGUCGGGCAUCUCGCUCCAGGUCUAGGUCAAUUUCCAAGUCAAAACCAAAUGUCAAAUCAGAUUCUCGUUCCAGGUCUAAAUCUGUUUCAAAGCCUAGGUCCCGGUCCAAGUCUAGAUCUAGGUCUGCCUCUAGGUCACGCUCCCGAUCACGGUCAAGGUCUCGCUCCAGAUCCUAACCUUGCUGCAACCACACUCGAAACGGUCAGAAAAGUCUUUUGUACAUGUUUUAGUAGUUGUAGCGCAAGUGAUUGAAGUAGAAAACAUGUCGAUGCUGUAUAUUUUUAACAACCCUGAUGGUAUGUCUGUCAUUGUUAACUGCGGUGCUCCCUCCCUGCAACGCGCUCUGGUGCAAGGCUGUUCAGCUCAUUUUCUAUCCCAUAGAAAGGUUCUCUUUAAAUAUAACUCUUCCUAGAGCACCAAAAUUGCCCUGUUUUCCAGGAAAAGCCUUGCAGAGAAUGAGCACUGCGCCUUGGUGCGUUUAUGAGAUUGCAGUGAUGACUGAUAGGUAGGUAUGACGGCUUCAACAGUCUUUGCCCUUGAAUCGAUGCCCUUUGAUGUAUGCCAUUUAGUGGAAGUGCUAAGUUUUAAGUUUCAUACUACUUUUGUUUCAUAUUUUUUGGACUUACAAAGUUGUGAAUAGCACAGUCAAAAGGAAAAAAAAAAAAUAGGUACUUGCAGUAAUCCAUAGGGAAAAGAAGUAUAGUUCCAUAUUCUGGUAUUGUGACAAUAUUCUUGUUUUAUAUUAAAUUUUUUUAUUUUAUUUUUUUCCCUGUCUUGCAAAGUACAGUGAUUCCUGUUUCCAUGAAAUUUGAAUAAAGACUAUUUUUGCUUGACGA
Molecule: messenger RNA, 3528 nt
Organism: Grus americana (Whooping crane)
Lineage: Eukaryota; Metazoa; Chordata; Aves; Gruiformes; Gruidae
Gene: SRSF4
Product: serine and arginine rich splicing factor 4
Exons: 6
Coding region: 1495-2868 (457 amino acids)
Biological process (GO): alternative mRNA splicing, via spliceosome; mRNA splice site recognition
Cellular component (GO): nucleus; ribonucleoprotein complex; cytoplasm
Molecular function (GO): mRNA binding
Source: RefSeq, a predicted model, not a curated record